Molecule: messenger RNA, 261 nt
Organism: Cynocephalus volans (Philippine flying lemur)
Lineage: Eukaryota; Metazoa; Chordata; Mammalia; Dermoptera; Cynocephalidae
Product: small ubiquitin-related modifier 2-like
Exons: 1
Coding region: 1-261 (86 amino acids)
Biological process (GO): protein sumoylation
Cellular component (GO): nucleus
Molecular function (GO): ubiquitin-like protein ligase binding; protein tag activity
Source: RefSeq, a predicted model, not a curated record
AUGGCCGACGAAAAGCCCAAGGAAGGAGUCAAGACUGAGAACAACGAUCAUAUCAAUUUGAAGGUGGCCCGGCAGGAUGGUUCUGUCGUGCAGCUUAAGAUUAAGAGGUACACGCCACUUAGUAAACUAAUGAAAGCCUAUUGUGAAGGACAGGCCUUGUCACUGAGGCGGAUCAGAUUCCGAUUUGACGCGCAGCCAAUCAAUGAAACAGAUGAAGAUACAAUUGAUGUGUUGCAGCAGCAGACAGGGGGUGUCUGCUAG